AUGGCGACCCAGUCUUCAGCUACAACAGUGAGGCAGUGCCACAAUGGGACCAUAUGGAACGGAAAAGAGUGUGUCUGUGCCCAAGGCUUCUUUGGUUACCAGUGCAAGUCCCUUGUGGACUCAUUCUUCAUCGAAAUCCCGGAAAAAAUCAAUGCCACUUUAGGUGUGACAGUGAAAGUGACUAAUAGGAAUUUCACAAAAGACCUGAAUAACAUAUCCUCCCCAGUCUACCGGAAUUUCACUCAACUAUUCAAGAGUCAGAUGGAUAAAGCUUAUAUGGGCAAAGACUUUCCCCAGUACAGAGGCGUGAUCAUUAGGAGACUGUUCAAUGGCAGUGUUGUGGUGGAACAUGAUGUUGUCAUGGAGACAAACUACACUUCAGAUUUUCAGAAACUGUUUGAAAACCUCAUUGAAAUCAUAACGGUCAAGAUUAUGAAUGAGACCAAAAGGCUACCUGGUGAUUCGGAAGAGUGCAGAGCAGCCUCCUUACAUCUGUGCUACAAUGAGGAAGCCACCAUUGUGAACAAGACUGUGAAGCUGGACUUUGACCUGCAGGAGCAAUGCACCCAGAAGGCUGCAAAGGACUAUGCCCAGUUCUACUAUGUGGAUGAACUGGAUGGGAAGCUGGCCUGUGUGACCAAGUGCACUUCUGGGACUAAGUCGCAACUGAACUGUCAUGAGGGUGAAUGCCAGUUGCAACGAAGUGGCCCCCGCUGUUUAUGCCCGACCUCAGACACGCACUGGUACUGGGGAGAGACUUGUGCAUUGAGAACCAGCAAGAGCCUGGUGUAUGGGAGUGUGGGGGCUGUGGGAGCACUGCUGGUGGUCAUGGUGGUGGUCCUGAUCGUCCUCCUCGGCCGAUCCCAGAGAAAACUGCACAGGCAAGAAUACAAACUGUCUUGGGAGUGGCAAGGAGAAGACAUUCCUGGCAGCUUCCAGAACACAGGCAUCUGGGAAGAUGAGAAUCUGAAGGAGGACAGAUUCAGCCUUGAAAACAUCUAUGACCAUUUCCAGCCCUCCCUGGAGAACGUGGAUCCCACCAUGGAGUUCCACAUCCAGAGGCCCAGGGUGGUGACCACUGUUCAGUGA
This is a messenger RNA of Nyctereutes procyonoides (raccoon dog), 1089 nucleotides long. Its product is annotated as mucin-12-like. NCBI's taxonomy places the organism in Eukaryota, Metazoa, Chordata, Mammalia, Carnivora, Canidae. The record is from RefSeq and is a predicted model, not a curated record. The transcript is spliced from 11 exons. The coding region runs from base 1 to 1089 and encodes 362 amino acids.